Trypanosoma cruzi is the source of this 1779-nucleotide messenger RNA. RefSeq names its product serine/threonine protein phosphatase, putative. The record is from RefSeq and is a predicted model, not a curated record. The transcript has a single exon. The coding region runs from base 1 to 1779 and encodes 592 amino acids. Gene Ontology annotation, molecular function: hydrolase activity. Lineage: Eukaryota; Euglenozoa; Kinetoplastea; Trypanosomatida; Trypanosomatidae.
AUGCUUGUUGCUGUUCUCCGGAGUGGCGCUGGAGUUGCCGGGGAACAGUUGGACGGAACAGUCUUUUGUUUGCAGAGCCGCGGAGAUCUUGCACAGCUGUCAUAUUUGCAACGCGACGGGAGGGAGUGCUGGAAGCAUUUCCGUGGGACGAGUUUCUUCUCUGAGUCUGCAGGGCCGGUGGUGGUUUUGUGCGAAGCGUGUGCUGGACGGCGGGCGCUUGGGGGUGACAGGAAGGAGCCGUGCGUGUUCCGCCUGCUGUUCCUGGCCAGGAUGCUUUCUGGCCACGUGGGCCCACCGCUCUUUUUUUCAUUCACCUCCGUAUUUCUUACCUGUUUCCGUCCUUUUUCUCUUCUCUUUCCAUCUCUUGAACGCAGCUUACCUUUUUUUUUGUGUACGCCAGACAAGAACAGAAAAAAGUGUUUGAGGAAGUUAAGUGCCUUUUUUGGGUUGGUUGAAGGUUUUCUGAUGAAAGUCUUCUUGUGUAUUUUGCUACUUUCUCUUGGAUUUAUCUGGGUGUGCGGUGCCGGGGAAGUACUGCCGCCUGAGGCCUAUGAGAACCGCACGUUGUAUCCGGUGAUUCCAACGUACGACCGUCUUCCCCUGCUAAGCAUUGGUGUUCUUAGUGAUAUUCAGUACGCUGACGAGGAAGAAAAGUCUCGACGACAUUUUCGCCUUAGCCCCGGUAAGGUUGAGCACGCUGUGAAGGAGAUGAAUGCCAAUCGCAGUCAUAUGGACCUUGUCAUGCAUCUUGGGGACACCGUCAACCGCGACAUCGCAAGGAAUCUCCAAGUGAUUGAUUCGCUUCUGAAGCAGUUGCAAUUUCCCUUUUUCCAGUUACUGGGGAACCACGAUUUCUUGGAGCUGGGCGAAGAGCACCGUGAUCAUGUUUAUCGUUUGCUGAGGAUGCCAGCCCGUUACUAUAGUCUUCAGGUGGGUGAGGGCGGCGCGUUCCUUCUCAUUGUGCUCGAUGGGACGGAUCUGUCGGUGUUUGCAACAAGAGCCGGUACUGCCAGACGGGCAGAAACGAAUGGCAUGAAGCAUCGUUAUCGUCAUCGCAAAAAUAUGUUGGAUGUUAAUGGAGGCAUUGGUGAGGAACAAAUGCAAUGGCUUCGCAUGCAGCUGGAGUACGCUAGUAAGCAGAAGAUGGUUGUGCUGGUAUUCUGUCAUUUUCCCAUGUACCCUUACGACGAUGAGCUCAAUCUCUGGAAUGACGUGGAAGUUGUGCGUCUGCUCUCCAAUUAUUCCUGCGUUGCCGCUGUCAUAUCGGGCCACACCCACCGUUGGGAGCAUGAGCAGCUUGUGGUGGCUCACAAGAACGGGGAAUUCACCAUUUAUUUUGUUAAAUUUGGUGGCAUUGUUCAGUCUCCUUUUACCUCUUGGGGCUUCAUUGAGGCAUAUGAAAAAGAGCUUCACUUGCACGGUCUGAAUUUUGGCCGUGUGUUUGACUAUCGUCUGCCCAUCCGCGGGGUGCCUGGGGGGUCAGUGUUGCGCAAGACAACACGGGUUUUGUCGUCAGGGCCCUUUAUUCGCCGCCGGAGGAAUGUAAGGGUGAUUUCUCGAUGUGGUGGUGACACAAAGUGGCUUCGAAACAUCAUACACCAACCCGUUCCUAAUAAGACUGUGGGCAGAACCGAGAAUGUUUCAAGUUUAAUGUGGGUUGAAUGUGUUAUUUUUUUUUCUUUGGUUGCUGUCAUCGCUCUGCUGCGUUUGAUGUGUCGGAAAAACCGAAGGCGUCAAAGUAAAUCUGUCAGUGUUAGGAGCAGGGGUGCGGUGCAUUAG